CAAUGAGCUCGAGCCAGGCAUGUGGGCAAGAUGGUGAUAAGUUUUGAACGCAGUGGCACAUCUCUGAAUUCGGGUGGUUUGGAAAGGCAGUGGGCUCCGAUAGAUGAUGCUACGAGUCCGGUCAGCUAUGUCCGACUCUUUCUUGGUUCUGUGUACACACUUCUGCCGCGGUCUAUGGUGUCCUAGGGUAUAUCAGAAACCCGGGUAUGAGAGAGCGAACGCCUUGGAGAGAGGCUCGAACGAGGCUGGGUUUCGCAAGAUGCUCAAUGCAUAUGGUUUGUUCCAUUCAAAUGUCUGGAGAAGAUAUAUCGGGACGAGUCCAAGGCUUCUAUAUAGGAAGAUAGCAUCCGCGGAGGAGUGAAGCUAUAGAUGCGCUGGCGUACAGCUACAAUGGCAACCGCAUGGAUUGCGUUGGUCGUGGUUUUUUAUGACGCUGCGUGGUUUUUUCGU
This is a messenger RNA of Mytilinidion resinicola, 450 nucleotides long. RefSeq lists its product as uncharacterized. Bases 104 to 361 code for a protein of 85 amino acids. The transcript has a single exon. NCBI's taxonomy places the organism in Eukaryota, Fungi, Ascomycota, Dothideomycetes, Mytilinidiales, Mytilinidiaceae. The record is from RefSeq and is a predicted model, not a curated record.